Silurus meridionalis is the source of this 2351-nucleotide messenger RNA. It is a transcript of the gene ppm1h, whose product is annotated as protein phosphatase, Mg2+/Mn2+ dependent, 1H. The transcript has 11 exons. Lineage: Eukaryota; Metazoa; Chordata; Actinopteri; Siluriformes; Siluridae. Gene Ontology annotation, molecular function: protein serine/threonine phosphatase activity. Gene Ontology annotation, biological process: protein dephosphorylation. The record is from RefSeq and is a predicted model, not a curated record. Bases 434 to 2059 code for a protein of 541 amino acids.
UGGAGUGCAUUUGGUAAAUUCUUGAUCAUUUUUGGUCAAUGAUUUCUUGUUUUUUUUUUUUUUUAUAUUAUUAAAACCUUUUUCUUACAAUGGAGUGAUCUAUAUGUGGGAUUUUUUUUUUUAUUAUAAUUUUUUUUUGCACAUUCCUGAUUCCAUUGUAAAUAAACGUUACAAUGAAAAUGAAGGAAGAGGAGGUAAAGAUGAAGAGAAGUGGGCCAUCUGCUGAAAAGUCAGGAAGCUCGGACCACUAUGAGGACUGCGGGGCAGGUUGGGCACCAUGACGUCAUGGAGCAGGAGUUCAGUUCCGCGUUGACUCCGUGCUGCAGGAGCUGGAUGAAGUUGGCCGGUCAAUGUGUUUAUGGUAUCGGGUUAUGCGUUAAAGCCUUGAAUUCCGGCGACUACACUGCGGCACGUCUGUAUCUCCUCUCUCGGCAUGCUGACACGGAUGAGAUCCGCCGUUUCCCACAUGAUCGGCGGCAUCAUGGCUUCUGGCGGCGGCGGCGGCGGUGGUGCAAACGAGCAGAAAGACAACGACGAUGGAGGGACUAAUUUACCGCUGAGAUUCCCGUACUCCCGCCCCGAAUUCCUCGGCCUGAGUGCGGAUCAGAUGGAGGGUGUGACCGAUCACAUCGACAGACCCGUCGUGCACGUCAGGGAAGACAGCAGGCUGCCCUGGUCCACCGGCUAUGCAGAGGUAAUUAAUGCGGGUAAGAGUGCUCUGAAUGAAGACCAGGCCUGCUGUGAGGUGGUGGAGCUGAGGAAAAGACCUGCUGAUCCAGCCAGUCCUAACUACACUCCCACCACCAGGAGGCGAUCUUCAUUACCAACCAGAGAGUCUUUGGAGUCUAAGGACGACUCUGUCACUCAGGAGAGCUUGCAUGAGGAGGAAGAUCUGUAUUUCCACUACUGGGCGCUCUUUGAUGGCCAUGCUGGUUCAGGUGCCGCGGUCUUCGCAUCCAAGCUCCUGCACCUGCAUAUUGAGGAGCAGCUGCAGAGUGUGCUGGAAAUCCUGCAGAAGCCUUCCCUGCAGCCCCCUACUUGUUAUGGCGAGGAGGCCAGCCUGUACAUUCGGCCAAACGGAGGCUCAUCACAGCGAGCGUUGUCCAGAGCCGCGUCGCUGCGAGGUGCUGCAGGAGCCCCAGGUUCGCCUAACACGCUAACUCCACGAUUCCUAAUGGAGAAGAAAGUAAAGCAGGAAAGCCUGGUGAUUGGUGCAAUUGAAAAUGCGUUCAAAGAGAUGGACAAGCAUAUUGGCCGAGAGAAGUGUGUGUAUGAUAUCUCUGGAGGGUGUACAGCUUUGGCAGUCGUGUGCUUACUGGGGAAGCUUUACGUGGCCAAUGCAGGAGACAGCAGGGCCAUCAUUCUGCGUGGUGGGGAAAUCAUUCCGAUGUCAAGUGCCUUCACUCCGGAGUCAGAGAGACAGAGGCUUCAGUGUUUGGCUUUUAUGCAGCCUCACUUGUUGGGAAAUGAGUUCACACAUUUGGAGUUCCCUAGAACAGUUUGCAAAAGGGAGGUGGGAAAGAGAAUGCUGUAUAGAGACUACAGCAUGAAAGGCUGGGCAUAUAAAACCUUGCAGGAUGAUGAUCUGAAGUUUCCACUGGUUUUCGGCGAGGGAAGAAGAACUUUCUUCCAGUCAUUCGAUGCUCGGGUGUUGGCCACUAUUGGUGUUACCAGAGGACUUGGUGAUCAUGAUCUUAAGGUUCAUGGCACAGACAUCUCCAUUAAACCUUUCCUCUCCUGCAGUCCAGAGGUGAGAGUGUACAACUUGGAGCAGUUUGAGCACGGACCUGACGAUGUCAUGGUUUUGGCUACAGAUGGCUUAUGGGAUGUUCUCUCCAACAAGGAUGUGGCUGAGGCAGUUACUAGUUUCCUUGGAAACUGUGACCCUGACAACCAUCACAGGUACACAAUGGCAGCCCAGGAGUUGGUGAUGAAAGCUCGAGGAGUUCUUACCGAGCACGGCUGGAGGACGUCGAGCGGUAGACAAGGUUCCGGUGACGAUAUAUCUGUUUACAUCGUUCCUCUAAUGCUCGGCAACAAACAGCCACAGCCGAGGUGACCCGGGAUGGAAUGAAAUAUGGCGAUUCGACCCGUUUCAUGUGCCGAUUUUUGACUGAAUGCCUGGAGUUUACAUGUAAUCGCUCGGAAUUUUUAAACGAUACGCCCUAGAUGUCUACGAUCCACUGAAGCUACGAAUAAUCCCAAGGACCAUUUGUCAGUCUCGUUCAAGUCUUCCUCUUCUCGCCUUUCCGUCUAUGUAUUGUCUUUAACCCAAGAGAUUUAUGUUCGGUUUUUUUUCUCCUCUCUCGUCCAUUCUGUGAAUGGAAAUAAACGAGAAUCUUCGGAAUGCA